UCUUAAUGGGCCGACAGCGGAACAAAGUUAUCAAACAAAGCGGCGUAUUAGUUUCAGAAUUCCAGAAGUAAGGGGAGUGUUAGGACCAGCGUCCGAGGACUUCAGGACUGUUAGGUGGUUGACGUUUUCAUUUUUGGGCCAGUGAAAGUUGUGUUCUACCUUUUGUGUUUUCUUUUUGACUCAGAGAGUAUAUGCGUUCUUCUGUAAUUUGAGAAUAUUUUGAGGACGGAUUUAACCAGAAUAGUAUUUGUUUUCCUCCUGGAUAUUUCGCGAUUUUUAAAAAUCCUUUCCUAAAACCGAAUUGGGGACAGCACUUAUUCUGCAACAGAUCAAACAUGUUCAAGAAACCACCGGGAAUACUUUAAAUGUUGCAGGUCUCUUCCGUAUGUUCAUUUUGAGAACAUUUUGGGAGUUGAUUUUUUUAAGAAUAAGAGGAUUGGUAGAUUUUAAAGAAGUCGACACAACAAAGCUGUUUACCGUGUAUCUGAAUUUGUGAAUUAAUGCUCCAAGGGCAAUUUCCUACAAACAAAUGCAAAGGGUUUUGAAAUUAAGAACAUAAAGCUGUCUAUAUUUCGCAACGAUGUCUGGCGUGGUGCGCACCCUAAGCCGGUGUUUGCUCCCAGCCGAAGCCAGUCGGGAGCGAAGCAAUAGCAAAGAGAGGAGACGGGAUCGGGACUUGAGCCAGGAGCGAGAAGAUCGUCGCCGCAGUCGGGAAAUUGAUUCCAUGUUAGCCCGAGAGAGACGCUCCAUCCGCCGCUUGGUUAAAAUUUUGCUGCUUGGAGCUGGAGAGAGUGGCAAGUCGACUUUCUUAAAGCAAAUGAGGAUUAUUCAUGGCAAAGAAUUUGACCAGAAAGCACUACUGGAUUUUCGAGAUACUAUAUUUGAGAACAUUAUCAAGGGUAUGAGAGUUCUGGUUGAUGCCCGUGACAAGCUGGGUAUUGCCUGGCAGAACACGGAAAAUGAGAAGCAUGGCAUGUUUGUCAUGUCCUUCGAGAACAAAGCGGGAGUACCUGUGGAACCCUCAACCUUCCAGCUCUACGUCUUGGCCCUGCGGGCGCUGUGGCAGGAUGCUGGCAUCCAGGAGGCUUACGGGCGUCGAAGUGAAUUCCAGCUGGGUGAAUCAGUGAAAUAUUUCUUGGACAACCUGGACCGAAUUGGGCAACUGAGUUAUAUCCCAAGCAGGCAGGAUAUCCUGCUGGCAAGAAAGGCUACCAAAGGGAUUGUGGAGCAUGACUUUGUCAUCAAGAAGAUCCCAUUCAAGAUGGUGGAUGUGGGAGGUCAGCGCUCACAGCGACAGAAGUGGUUUCAGUGCUUUGAUGGCAUCACCUCCAUUCUCUUCAUGGUGUCCUCCAGCGAGUAUGAUCAGGUGCUGAUGGAAGACCGCCGCACCAAUCGUCUGGUGGAGUCCAUGAACAUCUUUGAGACUAUUGUCAACAACAAGCUCUUCUCCAACGUGUCCAUCAUUCUCUUCCUUAACAAGAUGGACUUGCUGGUGGAAAAGGUGAAGAAGGUCAGCAUCAAGAAGCACUUCUCCGACUUCCAGGGAGACCCUCACCGACUGGAGGAUGUGCAGGCCUACCUGGUCCAGUGCUUUAAUCGCAAGAGGCGGAACCGAAGUAGACCCCUCUUCCACCAUUUCACUACUGCCAUCGACACAGAGAACAUCCGCUUCGUCUUCCAUGCAGUCAAGGAUACCAUCCUGCAAGAGAACCUCAAGGACAUCAUGCUGCAGUGAUCGCACCUCUCUUGAGUGCCUUGCGUCCAUUCCUGUGCGAUUGAACACAUUCAAAGUGCAGAUGAAAGUUGCUCUCCUCCCCAUCUAAUGACAGUAGUAUAACUCCUAGGUUUUAUAGGUGUCAAAAAAAAUCCAGGUCUUCUAAAUUUUUAACCAAUAUACCAAAUAACAGAUUAAUUUACCACAUUUUCAUCUACAGUGGUAAGAGCUAUAUCUGAUGAAAGCAUUUGUCCUGCUUAGUUAUAUAUAAUAUUCCAUGCACAGGAUCAAACAUUUAUUUUUCACAAGUAUCCAUUAUUUUUCCCAUUGGUUGUAAACCCUUUAAUUGUAUAUAGAUAGUGUUAAUAUACAGUAUGCAAAUUAACAUCGUUGUGGCUAUAUAAUAGUAUUGCACUAAAGACUAUUGCAUAUACUGCAGUUAUAUCAAACUGAGAUCUAAGUGCCUGUGUGACAGAUUAGUUUCUUCAUUGUUUGAAUUUACAGCAGUGUUUCUGACAGCUUGUUAACAGCCAUUUUCCCCCUAAGGUGUCAGAAUAAUGAAUUCUAUAGACACCGAAGGUUAAGGGGAAUAUAAAAACAUGUAUAUGUGUUUUUUUAGUCUGCACCGCCUUUGUCAAGAAUGCUUGUAAUAGGAAGGGACAGGUGCCAACUAAAAUCAUAUCAGAUAUACUUCUUAAUUUGUAUAGCAUUUUUAAAGAUAUGAGAACAAACAGUAUUUUGGGGGGGGUUCGAAGGAGAGAAAAACCUAUUUUGCAUUAUCUAGUGUUACGGGGUAAAAGGCAAUAUAUAGGGUAUUCUGUCUAACAAGUAAUUCAGACUACUGUAGUGGAACUGCUUUAACAUAAGAUCCUUCCUUUUAGGACUGAAGUGUUAUUUAACUGUUAACUGUUGUGUCUUCUUUCAGUGUGCCUCCAGAUCCAGUCUGAAAAGCCUAGCUAUAAGCACUGGAAGCCAAAACCAAAAACUGAAAGAAUUCAAUUUAUAGCAUAUGUAUUAUUAAGAACUGUAGAGAACAUUAACUGAACAAUUAAGUUUAAAGCUUUACACUGCCAUCUGUUAAUGUUUUUUAAAAGCCAAUAGCCUUAAAAUUAACAACAAAGCUGAAUUUUUAAGCUUCUACAGCACUGAUUUAACCAGUAACCUGACAGCACGCUCAUUGUGCUGAAGGUAUUUGUAAUGGGAUUCAUAUUUUUACAGCUGUUUAGUUAAAGCAAUGAUUAAAUGACUUUCCACAUUAUCACCAUAUCACCUCCUUAGUUAAAAUAUCUACUGGUGAACACUAAUACUAGUUAAUUCAUGUUGUUUUUGUGUAGCUUUUAUUUAGGCAGAAUAAAACCUUGGGACACAUUUUUAUAUGACAGUAGAUAGCAGUAUGAUGAGAAGCAGAGGUUAGAAGAUUGCUUUUUGUCCAAGUAUAGGCUAUAGUGCCUAUGACACAUCCCAGUGUGAUAGAGUUCCAAGUCAAUGCCUUCUUGAUAUUUGAUAUAAUGUCUUUCCGUCUUCACUUCCGGUCAUAAAGCAGAGACACUUAUUGUGUAACUGCCACAGAUGUGCACUUUGCUUAAUCAGCAAUUCUCCAUUUAACCCUUGAUUGUCAUUACAACUCUAUUCUUGAAUAUGACCAUUAAGUGCAUACAGCAGUGUGUCAAACCUCUUUCCUGCCUAGUCUUGUUCUUAGUGUUUCCUGUAGCUGUAUAAUUGUUGCGUUUUCUUUGAAAAUUAAUAAUAAUCUGAUAAUUUAACAAAAUAUAACAUUUCCUUGUGUCUCCAUAUUGAAUUUUUAGUAAAGCCAAAAUACUUAACUGAUUUAUGGCUCAAAUAGCCCAAUUAUUUUUCUUAAAUCCUUCAAAAUGUAAUUUGGAGUGAAGGGAGGCUUUACUCAGUUUUUAAAGAAUAUGAAUACCACUGUACAUUGUAGAUUUAGGAGAUUGUUAGUGUUCAUUCCAAAGGUGUAAUUUACUUUCCGUUGUAACACACAGCUCUAAUAUAUUGAAUCCUCAGGUCUAUAUUGGUUUUGUCAAUAUGGAUGGAUGAGCUUAAAGAAAAAUGCCAUUACGAUGUACAGACUUUUAUAGGACAGUCUUCUGUAAACAUUAUUUACGUAAUGGUUUCUAAAUUCUGAAAAAAGCAAAAUGUGUAUAUUGUAAAUAUUAUGUAUAAAGUGUGUCUUCCAUUGUUUGUAACCCCUUAGUGUAUUUUAACCUUUAUUUUAGUAUUAUUGCUCCUGAUAUCAGAUUUCAAAGUCACACUUUUUUAUGAAAGAUGUCAAUAGAGCUCUGAUUGAUUCAAAACUAACAGAUGUUUCAUUGUUUCUUUAUUUUGCAGGCACUUGGUUCUUUAAAUUGAAUUCUUGACUAAAGCUAUUAAAUUAGUCACUAAGAGUCCUUAAAUUCACAAAAUUGCAUGUAACUGGAGUGGAAGAGUGUUAUUUUUAGUAACAAAUAUUUUUUGUUGUGGAGGAAAAGGUUUGGAAAACCUGGCAUUUAACAACAUAUUAUAGAACCUAGUGAUUCCAGAAUAGCAUUCCUACUAAAGUUGUCCUGAAGAUGUCCUAUAUUUUUUACUGAUAAAUGAUGGUAUUUGUAAUUUACAUUUUUUGCACUAGAAAUCUAAUAUGUGUUUCAAGCAUGUUUUGCAAGGUUUUUGAAAGAUACUGGGUUGUAGUAGUGUCCAGUAGGAUCCCCUGGGGAUAAUACCUUUGUUCUACAGAUGUGUGAUUGACCAUGUAGCUAACCUAUUAUGUUGCAUUUGUAGGGCUUUAAUGCUAAGAGAUAAUUCUGUUCUUUUUCCAAAUAACUUUUAGGUAUUUGUCAUGGGCACAAAAAAUUAAGUCCUGGAUUUAAAACGAAAAGACUGCAAAUAGAAAUAAUUUAUCAAGUUAAGGGACAUUAUAUGGGUCAGUAUUCUGGAGCUCACAACUAAUGAAAUAAGUUAACUUCUCACAUUUAAAUUAUGCUGAUUUGUCUAAAAACUGGCAAAUACAGAAUGGCUUAACAGUGAAUGUUUUAUGUGUAUCUGAAUUAUGAUCAUUUUUAAGUAAUCUUUUCCUGUAAUCUGGUUUUGUCAUCAGUAUUUGCUUAAAUAGAUUCUGCAAACUUAAUACAUUUCCUCAAAUUGAUUCCACCUGGUAUAAUAUAUAGGCCUCACGUAACACUGUAGUGUAUUCAAAUUGUUCUUCUUAUUAACUUUAUUUCCUUUACAUCCUCUCCAUAUCGGGAACAUGCAGUAGACCCCUCUGAUUUUCCAGUCCUAAUGAUAUAUUUGUUGCUUGUCACAUCUCAUAAGUUUUUUGACUGAUUAAAAUAGUGCUUUUGUAUGUUGGGAGUGGAUUUUGUGCUGUGGUACUUCAGAGGAAUGAGAACUUGCGUGAUGUUAUUUUGGAAUUACAACAGUUUACGUUGAAUGUGAAAAGUGCUGUUGUUCUUUAUGAUUAGUAAAGGUGAAAAGUGGUACAAGGUGUCAAAGGAAAAUCUAAGGUUUUGUUUCUGGAACAAAGGAACUUGAACUGAUCAACAUCUGUCCUUCAAAUUAGUAAAAGUUAACCAACAUUUUAAUCUUGCCAGCUUGAAAUAAAUUCUGGUCUCCUGGCUUGCCCUGUAAUCAGAAGACUAAAUUUGCUUUUGCUGAAAAAACUCCUAUAGCCAGGAUUAAUUUGGAACUGACUUACAUUUUAAAGCUUGUAAAGUUCAUUUAUAUUCCCCUAGCUUCCCACACACCCAUAUCAUCCCCUAACAGGCCUCUUUAUUUAAAAUGGAAAACAUCUAGCACAGCUAAAUGCCAGUUAAGAAAGACUGUUGUUUAGUCUGUCUGAGUAGCAAAAGUCCCACAAAACAAUUUCUGAUUUUAUGAAAGCCUUAAUAAAAAAGACAGAUAUUGACCUUUAGUCCCUUGCUGAUUAGAGACAUGAACAUGAAAAUUAGCUUGGCUAUCAAAUAUAAGACUUUCAUUCUUAUGAUGACCAUUUAAAAUUAUCAUGUGUUUAUUUUAAGAACAUAAUAUAAUGGAUUGUGGUUUGUUUUCCGGAUAUGAUAUAAUGUCCAAAGGAAUUAUCAAGACGUUAUCUGAUUUUAGAAUUUGAGAUACAAAAAUUUAAAAAAUAAUAGAACUGGAUAUAAAUGCAUUGGUUUAUGUAAAUAUGAAAAAAAUAUGUUUACAAUGAAUUUAAUAUUUAAAUUUCUUGAUCUGAGUGCCAUGAAACUUCACCUUUGUGAGUGUUACACAUCAUGUUUGAUGCUUUGUUGUGAAAAAGUACUUUGAAAACAAAAUUAGAUCUGAUUUGCUAUAACCAGAAAACCAGGAGUACCAAAAUUAUGUAUUUCAGCUUUCAGGCCUCUUUCAUUCUUCUUCUAUAGUGUUUCAUUGAGAGUGUAAAACCACAUGGUUGUUCUCUGUUCACUUUAUUUAGCACAGUGAUUGUAAUGAAAAUGUCCCUUGAUUGUAAAAAGUUUUAAAUUCUGAAUUGAUUAACUGUAUUGCAGUUGUUCUGUAUAUAUGAAUUGUAUAAAUACAUUAAAUAUACUAUAUGUUGA
Lepisosteus oculatus (spotted gar) is the source of this 6264-nucleotide messenger RNA. RefSeq names its product guanine nucleotide binding protein (G protein) alpha 12a (gene gna12a). Gene Ontology annotation, molecular function: guanyl nucleotide binding; G-protein beta/gamma-subunit complex binding; D5 dopamine receptor binding. Gene Ontology annotation, cellular component: brush border membrane; heterotrimeric G-protein complex. The record is from RefSeq and is a predicted model, not a curated record. Gene Ontology annotation, biological process: adenylate cyclase-modulating G protein-coupled receptor signaling pathway; Rho protein signal transduction. NCBI's taxonomy places the organism in Eukaryota, Metazoa, Chordata, Actinopteri, Semionotiformes, Lepisosteidae.